UCUCAGCAUCUGUGUGUGUGUGAACUCCUUUAGCAUUCACCAUAGCCUCUAAUCACUAAUCUCCAAUCAAACAUCACACAGCGCCAACGAAACGCACCGAAAACGAAGAAAAUGGAGUAACAGUUUUCCAUUUCCGCCUUAAAUUAACGCUGAUGGAUUAAUACGGAAUUGUAGGCAUCAUUUGCGCGAUUGGCAACUGUGGACCAUUGACUAAACUGAUCAAAAUGGCUUCAGAUAAUACGCAACGUAGUUACUCCAUCAUACCCUGCUUCAUCUUUGUAGAGAUGGUCAUCAUGGCGGGCACUGUGCUGCUGGCAUACUACUUUGAAUGCACAGACACGUUUGGGAUCCACAUUCAGGGUUUCUUCUGUCAUGACGCUGACCUGAUGAAGCCCUACCCCGGGGUAGAAGAGAGCAGCUUCAUCCCUCCUCUCAUUCUCUACUGCGUUGUGGCGGCUGCACCCACUACUGUUAUAUUUGUUGGGGAGAUCUCAAUGUACGUCAUGAAGUCCACUAGAGAAGCCCUCAUUGCCCAGGAGAAAACCAUUGUGACAGGGGAGUGUUGCUAUCUGAACCCUCUCAUGCGAAGAAUCAUUAGGUUUAUUGGUGUGUUUGCGUUUGGCCUCUUUGCCACUGACAUAUUUGUCAAUGCUGGCCAGGUAGUGACUGGCAAUCUGGCGCCAUACUUUCUAAGCGUCUGCAAGCCAAAUUACACAGGAAUGGAUUGUCACUCCAAUCAUCAGUUCAUCACCAGUGGAAACAUCUGCACUGGGAACCAGAUGGUGGUAUACAGAGCCAGGAGGUCAUUUCCAUCCAAAGAUGCCUCGCUCAGUGUCUACUCCGCUGUCUACGUCACUAUGUACAUCACGAGCACCAUUAAGACGAAAAGCAGUCGCCUGGCCAAGCCUGUGCUCUGUCUGGGGAUCCUGUGUGCUGCUUUCCUUACUGGCCUGAACAGGGUGUCAGAAUAUCGCAACCACUGCUCAGAUGUUGUUGCUGGCUUCAUAUUAGGAAGCUCUGUAGCUCUUUUUCUGGGAAUCUGCGUAGUGAACAAUUUCAAAGGGAACCAUUCUACUCCUGCCAAGCAGAAGCAGGAGGAUUAUCGUGGACUGCCAUUGAUCACAUUCCCACGUGUGGAAAGCCCCCUCGAGACCCUCAGUGCACAGAACCAUUCAGCAUCCAUGACUGAGGUCACAUGACUAAGGGGGCAGCACCACGUCACUUUUGCUUCACCUCAACUCUUCUAGGCAAAAAAAGGUUUUUGUAAUGUGACAAACUGUAAAAAAAAGAAAAAAGACAGUAUUAUGUUAUAACUAGUUGUACCUAGAAACAGCUGUUUUGUACAUUUUGUAUAAGAGAGUGCUGUAGCUUUCCCUCAUACACUGCUCAGUUCACGUCCAAAUGUAUACCUACUCUGUCACGUUUUACAUCACAAAGUAAAUAUAUACAGUCUAUAUAUAAUGUAAUUGAGAUAUUGAUGUUGUUAUGUGGUAUUUGUACAAAGAAUGAUUUUAUUUACAUUUUUUUCUGUACAUUUUCGAACAAAGAUCAUUUUGUAUUUUUUUGUUAUCUGUAUAAAGAAUUGCCUGCUGAUUUUACAGGAAUGUUUUUGGUAUAUAUACAUUUUGUUGUAAGGUUAAAAAAGUCAAAUUGUUACACGUCGUUGUAUCUGAUUCUUCUUCGGCAUCUUUGAAUGGACAUGUACUCGGCAUGAAAUACACAAAACUGUUUGAAUAACCUGUUAUUCUGACGUUUCUUUAAAGUUUGCAUUUUCGGAAUUUCGAAAUGCUAAAUAUAUUUUCUGGAGUAGUCCGUCAAAUAAAUAGUCUUGUAGCUGA
This is a messenger RNA of Triplophysa dalaica, 1838 nucleotides long. It is a transcript of the gene plppr1, whose product is annotated as phospholipid phosphatase related 1. The transcript is spliced from 8 exons. The record is from RefSeq and is a predicted model, not a curated record. Gene Ontology annotation, biological process: signal transduction; phospholipid metabolic process; phospholipid dephosphorylation. Gene Ontology annotation, molecular function: phosphatidate phosphatase activity. The coding region runs from base 225 to 1199 and encodes 324 amino acids. Lineage: Eukaryota; Metazoa; Chordata; Actinopteri; Cypriniformes; Nemacheilidae.